AAAAAAAAAGAGGUAGGGGCAAGAGCCACGCACUUCGCACGUACUAAGCCCUUCUCCUCUAAUGCUGACAAAAUAAGAAGGGUAAAGAAAGGGUUUUCCAAUCGCAUUUCAACAGAGAAAAAUCAAACAAAAAUGGCGAUGGCGAGCGUGCGAUCUGGUCUCCUCCGAACCGCCCUUCGCGGUGGUUCUCGUCCUUCUGCUCCUCUCAAGCGAGGCUUCGCUUCCUCUUCUCAUCACGAUGAUGCUUAUGAAACGGCGAAAUGGGAGAAAAUAACAUAUUUAGGCGUUGCAACCUGCACUGUUUUAGCAAUUUAUAACCUAUCAAAGGGUCAUUCCCAUCAUGAAGAGCCUACUCCGUACUCAUAUUUGCACAUUCGCAACAAAGAGUUCCCUUGGGGUCCAGAUGGUCUGUUUGAGAAGAAGAUGCAUCACUAGGAUGGCCGAUGGGCUGUUGGACUUGAACAAAAAUAUCAUUCCAAGUUUAGCACACUUCUUAACUUUUCAGACAUAUCAAUCAGAUAACUAUGGAUCUUUUCUUGGAUGUUAAUGUUUUCAAGACUUGCAUUGCAAGUUCAUUAGGCUUUCUAUAUGGUUGUCUGCCAUACUCUGUUUCGAACUAAUAAGAUUAAUGAAUGGUUUGGAUCAAUUUUCUUUACACCU
This is a messenger RNA of Durio zibethinus, 660 nucleotides long. RefSeq names its product cytochrome c oxidase subunit 6a, mitochondrial-like. Gene Ontology annotation, biological process: mitochondrial electron transport, cytochrome c to oxygen. Lineage: Eukaryota; Viridiplantae; Streptophyta; Magnoliopsida; Malvales; Malvaceae. Gene Ontology annotation, cellular component: mitochondrial inner membrane. The record is from RefSeq and is a predicted model, not a curated record. Gene Ontology annotation, molecular function: enzyme regulator activity.